UUUAGUUUAGUAAGAGACCGCUGCUUGAAAACAUUAAACUAAAUUUAUUUUCCUUAUUUUUCUGUAAAAUAAAAACAGUUUUGAAAGAAUUAACAACAUGUCGAAAUUAGGAGCUUGUGUGGAUGGAACUUUGACUUGGAUUGGCAAUAACAAAUUGGCGACUUUCUUAGGUCUUGUUGCUUUCUCUUUGAUGAAUUUACGAUUGAGUGAGUCAGUUUUCCCAAUUUAUUACGAUCUUCUUUUACAUCCUGAUUUGACGCCUGGUGAACUUGGUGGGGAUUUCAAUGGAGCUGUUAAAAUUACUUUGAACAUCACUGAAGAAACUGACGUUAUUGUUCUUCAUUCUCAUGAGUUAACGAUAUUAUCUGUGAAUUUCUCUACCCCAGAUAUGGGUGUCAUUGAAUCGACAUACGAACUUUUACCAGAAAUGGAGCAACUGAAGGUCAAACUUGACAGCAACAUUCCGAUUGGAGAUGAGUACAUUCUUGACAUUGACUUCGAAGGAUCUUUAAGGGAUAAAAUUGUUGGAUUCUACAGCAGCACAUACAAAGAUCCCGAAGGAAACGAUCGGUAA
Molecule: messenger RNA, 574 nt
Organism: Clunio marinus
Lineage: Eukaryota; Metazoa; Arthropoda; Insecta; Diptera; Chironomidae
Source: the annotation of a GenBank genome assembly